Notodromas monacha is the source of this 1111-nucleotide messenger RNA. The record is from the annotation of a GenBank genome assembly. NCBI's taxonomy places the organism in Eukaryota, Metazoa, Arthropoda, Ostracoda, Podocopida, Cyprididae.
UCAUAUUGCAGGAUAACGUGCUCCUCUUCAUGUGUCUCACUUCAUCCCCGACUUGUUUUCGUGAUGACUUUUCCCUUCCACUAAAAUUGCAGUACCUUUCAAAUACCUAAGAAUGAAUGAAUACCGAUCGAGAUGACAAGUUGAAUCAAUGAAGACGCAGAUCAUGGGGGGCCCCAAUAUGAAGAAUUUCGAACGCAAGUUCGGCAUUCUUCGUCGUCGGCUGGACGACAUGGGGUACCGUCAGAUGCUCCCUAUGGAAGCGGUUCCCUUGGUUGAACGGUUGCUCAAUGAUUUCAUGCAAACCACGGAGAGUUACAUGCGCUGUAAAGACAAAGCUGACGAGAAUGAGAAAACCAAAUGCAUGUUGGAGGCUAGUGUCGAACCUUACCGAGAAGAAAACGGUAAACUUUCGCAAGAGAAUGCCCGUCUUCACAAGCGUAUGUUGAGACUGGAAGAGAAACAUCACGAAGAGGAACUAGAUGCUAAAUUGGAGUUGCGGAAGCUGCGAAAACGCUUUGAUGAGAUGAGAUUCAUGGUGGAGAGCUACGAAAGUCACAUGAGGGAUAUGGAAGCAACUGAGCGAGGUUUACGCGAGGAAAUAUCAAAGUACACUUCAAAAAAGGCCAGAUUAUCAGACAUGCAAAAUAUUGAUCUGCCAAUAACUUUGGAACCUCAGCCCAUCAAGGAGCGUCGAGAACCUGUGGUACAGGAUCCUUAUCUCGUGGAUUUGGUGAAGGUUUAUGAUGCGCGAAUAGCGCAGCUAGAAUCUCGCAUUACUGAAGAUGAAGCUUUGCGUAAAAAGCUUGAGACGGAGUUGGAAUCAGCGAAGUGCAAAGUAGCUGCCCGAGAGAAGGAAAUAGAUCGUCUUGAAGAGAUCUUACGCCAUGGCAUCAACUUCGAUGAUAUGUCUGCGAAGGCAAGUGAAAAGGAGAAGAACCUCAUGGCUCGUCAAAUGUCCUUACAGGUGGAAUACCUCGAAAAAACAGUGAUCGACUUGGAGAAACGACUCGAAGUGGUCAAGUCCUUCAAUGCUUCAGGAGGGGUUUCGGAACAUGUCGCGUCCUUCGUGUUCCCUCAUACUCGGCUGAUGGUGUGCGAUGAGUUAGUGUGA